AGAACAGAGGACUGGAGACUAAAGACAGAUCUCUCUAGGUAUAAGUUGGUGAAAGAGCAAAUUGUUGUCCUCUCCAACACACAUUCUGCUCGCAUUGUUUUAGUCUUAAACCCAAUAGAUUGGUCUGUAUUACCCAAACGAUCAACUGAUUCUCGACUUCUCCACAGACAGACAUGGCUUUGGACCUGCGAGGGAUAUUCCAAGAGAAUAGCACCUAUAACUAUGAUGAGGACUAUGUUUAUAAAGAAGACUGCUCCUCUGAAGAUGGCGUUGGGGUACGUUUUGGCGUGGUGUUCCUCCCGAUGCUCUACUCCCUGAUGCUAGUCCUGGGGCUGCUGGGUAACGGGCUGGUCCUUGUGGUUCUGGUCCAGAAGAGGCGGAGCUGGAGCGUGACAGACACCUUCAUCCUGCACCUGGGUGUGGCCGACACCCUGCUGCUGCUCACGUUGCCCCUCUUGGCUGCUCAGGCUGCUGGGGGAUGGCGCUUUGGGACACCCCUCUGCAAGAUCACUGGAGCCAUGUUCACAAUCAACUUUUACUGUGGUAUCUUCCUGCUGGCCUGCAUCAGUCUGGACCGCUACCUGUCCGUGGUCCACGCGGUCCAGAUGUACUCUCGCAGGAAGCCCUGGAUGGUGCAGGCCAGCUGCCUGUCCGUGUGGCUCCUCUCCCUCCUCCUUUCCAUCCCCGACUGGCACUUCCUGGAGUCUGUGAGGGACACCGGACGAGACAAAGUGGAGUGUGUCCACAACUACCCGUCCCUCUCCCAGUCUGGCUUUGACUGGCGCCUGGCCUCCCGCCUGCUCUACCACACGGUGGGCUUCCUCCUCCCCUCUGCCGUGCUACUCUUCUGCAACUCCUGCAUCCUGCUGCGGCUGCAGCGCGGCUCCCAGGGCCUCCAGAAGCAGAGGGCCGUCCGGGUCAUCCUGGCCCUGGUGCUGGUCUUCUUCCUCUGUUGGACGCCCUACAACAUCACCCUCAUGGUGGACACCUUUCAGGGGAGGCCUGGGGAGUCUGAUUCUGAGUCCUGUGAAAACGGGAGGAAAGCUCUGGAGAACAUUCUGGUGGUCACGUUCGCUCUAGCCUGCCUGCACGCUUGCCUCAACCCAGUGCUCCAUCUCGGCCUGUGUAGAAACUUCCGGCGACGCGUGCUGGAUAUGGUGAGGUGUGUUGAGAGGGUGCAGGACGAUCCGAAUCUCUCACUGUGGGACUCAGGUGUGGUUGAAGACUCACCUGACCAAGCAGAAGAGAAGGGGACAUUGAACCCAAUGACCCCCAUGGGACAGGUACAGUCCACCCAGAGCUGAUGGGUAGGAAGAGGAUCCUAAUGACUAAUACAGUAUGUCAUCCUGCCUUGAGGGGAAGUUGAUGUAUGGGUCAUGGGUUUGGGUCUGGGGAUUGGUGGAUGACCGUAACCUGUGUCAUGAGAGAAAGACAAGCGUAGUAGAAAGCCCCUUAUGAGGACUGCUUUCUUUGAAUUGCACUUUAAUGGAAAGCACUCAGGCUAAAUGUAUAUUUCUAUAUUUUUAUAAAGUCAGCUGGUUGUCUGAUCGUCACGUUUUGUUUUACCUAUCGAUGUCGUCAGGCUCUGUAGAAUCUGUUGGAAUGAAUCAUGCAUUAAUUAUUCAAACCUACAUCUAUUGUAUUACUAUUUGUACAGAGCACUUCACUGAAUGUAAUGGAUUUAAGAGGAAACCUGGUUCUCAGCAGACACAUACAUCAUACAUUUAGAUUAUUACACUCCCCUACAUAUUUAUUUGGAAAGUGAAGCUAAAACGUUUUAUUUGGCUCUAUACUCCGGCAUUUUGGAUUUGAGAUGAAAUGCUUUAUAU
Molecule: messenger RNA, 1829 nt
Organism: Coregonus clupeaformis (lake whitefish)
Lineage: Eukaryota; Metazoa; Chordata; Actinopteri; Salmoniformes; Salmonidae
Product: C-X-C chemokine receptor type 3-like
Exons: 2
Coding region: 174-1304 (376 amino acids)
Biological process (GO): G protein-coupled receptor signaling pathway; immune response
Cellular component (GO): membrane
Molecular function (GO): G protein-coupled receptor activity
Source: RefSeq, a predicted model, not a curated record